Kuraishia capsulata CBS 1993 is the source of this 1143-nucleotide messenger RNA. RefSeq lists its product as uncharacterized. The record is from RefSeq and is a predicted model, not a curated record. The transcript has a single exon. Gene Ontology annotation, molecular function: trans-2-enoyl-CoA reductase (NADPH) activity. Bases 1 to 1143 code for a protein of 380 amino acids. Lineage: Eukaryota; Fungi; Ascomycota; Pichiomycetes; Pichiales; Pichiaceae. Gene Ontology annotation, cellular component: mitochondrion. Gene Ontology annotation, biological process: fatty acid metabolic process.
AUGUCCAGUCUGCUGUUACUUCAAUCAAACAUGCUAUUUCCAAAGGUUUUGACAAGAGCUUUUUCUAGUACCACAAUGGUGCAAUUGAGAGCCCGAGCUUUGAUUUACACACAGUACGGCGAGCCCAUCGAUGUGCUCAAGGUGCACUCGUACGAACUGCCUCAGGUUGGCACCAACCAAUUGCUACUCCAACAUCUUGCCGCGCCCAUAAACCCCUCUGAUAUUAACCAGGUUCAGGGUGUAUACCCAUCCAAGCCUCCACUUACAACCGAUCUUGGAACAGACGAACCCGCUGCAGUCGGUGGAAACGAAGGAGUUUUCCAGGUUCUGGAAGUUGGCUCCGGGGUCGAGGGUUAUUCGAAAGGUGAUUGGGUGAUACCUGCCGAUGUCAACUAUGGAACUUGGAGAACUCACUCUGUGGCCGACAGCUCUAAAAUGCUCAAACUACCCAAAGAAAAAUUGUCUUUAAAUCAGGCCGCAACUAUAGCCGUGAACCCAUGUUCGGCCUAUCAGAUGCUCAACUAUUAUGAAUCAUUGAAACCAGGUGAUUGGUUCAUUCAGAAUGCUGGAAACUCACAGGUUGGUCGUGCAGCUAUUCAGAUCGGUAAGAAGAUGGGGCUGAAUUCAAUUUCGAUUGUCAGAAACAGAGACAAUUUGCAAGAGCUAGUUGACGAGUUGACGGAGCUCGGAGCUACCCACGUGAUCACUGAGGAACAGAACGAGUCUCGUGAAUUUGGUGCCACCAUAAAGUCGUGGACUAAGGGUUCACCCAUCAAACUGGGUCUCAAUGCAGUAGGUGGCUCCAAUUGUACAGCCUUGGCCCGCAAGCUUGCAAACGAUGCUACUCUUCUGACCUACGGAGGUAUGUCUAUGAAGCCUGUGAUCAUUCCUACUGGUCUUUUGAUCUUCAAGAACUUGAACGUGAAAGGAUUCUGGGUUACUGCCAAUAUCAAGCGUAUUCCCAACUCCAGACAGGACUCGAUCAAUGAGGUGAUCAAGCUGAUGGACACUGGUGCUAUCGUUGACACUCCAAACUCCGAUAACUUUUUUGAGUUGAAAGAUUCAGAUGAGUCGCUUCUAAAGACAUUCCAAACUGCGCUUACCAAUUCUAAGAAGGGAAAGCAGAUUGUUCUGUUUGAAUGA